This is a messenger RNA of Wallemia mellicola CBS 633.66, 636 nucleotides long. RefSeq lists its product as hypothetical. The record is from RefSeq and is a predicted model, not a curated record. Gene Ontology annotation, cellular component: mitochondrial small ribosomal subunit. The annotation marks the transcript as partial. Gene Ontology annotation, molecular function: structural constituent of ribosome. The transcript has 2 exons. NCBI's taxonomy places the organism in Eukaryota, Fungi, Basidiomycota, Wallemiomycetes, Wallemiales, Wallemiaceae.
AUGCCUCGUAGGAUUCAAACAGAGGUACAUUCAAGCGUCUCUAGACUUUUAAGGGGUAACUACUUACAGCAGCCGCCUGCCUGGUAUGCGCCCGUCCUGAGAAAUCUUCCUUCCCUGCCGCCUAUGCACGCAACCGUGGAGAGGGAAGACAUUCUCAAGCAGGAUAAGCCUUUCAUUAGUGGUAGUAGAAAUACUUCAAAGCGAAAGCUCCCAAAUUGGCGUGAGGAUAGGAAACCUCAAAAAAUCGUUUAUCCAGUUGACAAGAUUAGACGGCAAUUCUAUGAGGAUUUCCCAUUUGAAUCAUUUAGAUCAAGAUCUUUAACUGAGUCGUAUCAGGUUUCAGAUGAUCGUUACGAAACUCUUUGCGCUUCCCCAAAUGGCUGGUCUUCUCUUAAGCAACUGACUAUAAAUCCACAGCCAGAGGAUGCGAUCAAAUUCUGCUUGCAUCUUCACAACAAUCACAAUAUAUCUCUCUCCUUAGCUUAUAUUCACGCUACAAACCAAUUUUCGGCACUUAAGGCUGAAUUGGAGGUUCAAAAACAAGCUGCAAUUGAAGAGGCUGCUGCAUAUGGAGCUUCAUUUGCCCCAACUGAGAUAGAAAGAGGUUACGAACUUGAAGAAAGAUUCUUAAACUCU